UAGUAUUAGUAUCCCAACUCCAAACUCCCACACAGCCAAUUUUCGUCUUCAACUUCUGUCCCUCCUUGAGCGAACCCAUCCGCAGGCGCGCUUGUAAAAUACCUUCCCUCUUCUGAAUUCCUGAGCCAGCCAGCGCAUUCAAACUUCGGAAAACGCUGCAAAGGUAUCUUCUUUCUUGACAAAGGGAACCUUUUUUUUUGUUCUGGGGUUUUCUUUCUUCCUGUUCCUGGUAUUGUGAAAGUAUCUAUACCCGAGUUGGUUAGUUCUCCAUUGUUCUCGUAGUUAGAACAGGUUCUGAUUGAACAAAAUUUACUGGGUCUGUUGCACAAUAUUAGCUUCCCUCAUACAGGAAAUGCUCUAGCUCUCGUCUUUUUAGUGACCACUAGCACGUUUUGUGGCUAUAUCUCUGAGAGAAUAGAAUUGAUUCCUUUCCGUUUUUCUUCUUGUUCAACUUGGAAUUGCCAGUUGUCAUCCGAGAAUAGUUAUAAGGGCUGUGUGUUCUGGUGGUCAGAUUUGUUAGCACAGAAUGGCGGUGGAGAAAUUGAAGAUGCCAAGAGUUCAAUUAUUAUAUAUCUGAAGCUUCAAUCAUGGGAAAUCAUAAGCAAACCCUCCAAUGCUUGCACGGAAACUUCCUUGCCAUCUCUUCUUCAACCAGUGUGCUAUUUCAUCGAUCCAUCGUUAUUCAGUUUAUCAGUCAGCUACAGAUUACUUGAGCUCUCAUAUAAACUCCUUUCUCUCCAACCAAACCCCUGCUACUCUGCAGCUGCUUAAGCAAUCCCAUGCUCUCAUUAUCACCACUGGAAAUGCAAGGAAUGUAUUUGUAUCGUCAAAGCUCAUCUCUUUCUAUGCAGCUUUCAACCAAACCCCUUGCUCCAGGCAAGUUUUUGAGCUGGUCAACGAGAAGGACACCUUUCUUUGGAAUUCCAUUAUCCACUCUUACUUCUCGAAUGGUAAUUAUGCUGUGGCAUUUGACUUCUAUAUCCGGAUGCGGUUGCAUAAUGCAUCACCCAGUCAGUUCACUAUUCCCAUGGUUGUUUCCUCCUGUGCUGAGCUUCAGUGGCUGAAGGAGGCAAAAACUGCACAUGGGUUAGUGACAAAGUCUUGCCUUUUCAUGGGAAACUCAGCAGUCUGGUCAUCUUUUGUAUACAUGUAUGCGAAAUGUGGGAUCAUGGAAGAUGCAUCUCUUGUCUUCAAUGAAAUUGCUGAAAGGGAUGUAGUAUCAUGGACUGCUCUUAUAAUCGGUUAUGUGCAGAAUGGUCAGAGCAAAAAGGGUCUAGAGUGUCUCCGUGAGAUGCAUGGGAAUGAUGCUGAUGGAGAGAGAAUGAAUUUUAGGACACUCGAAGGAGGAUUUCAAGCCUGUGGGAAUUUGGGUACUUUGGUCGAAGGAAAGUGUUUGCAUGGUUUUGCAGUCAAAACUGGACUUUGGUGUUCGCAAGUUAUUCAGUCUUCCCUUUUGUCAAUGUAUUGCAAGCUUGGAAGCGUCAAGGAAGCUCUCCAAUCUUUCUCUGAAGUGGGCAAUAAGGACCUAUUCUCAUGGACUUCAAUUAUAGGAAUUCAUGCUAGGCUGGGACUUAUGAAUGACUGCAUGUCCUUGUUUUGGGAUAUGCUAGCUGCUGGCUUCAAUCCAGAUGCGAUUGUUAUGAGUUGCAUGCUUCUGGGGUUCGGUAAUUCAUCGAGUGUGGUUGAAGGAAAAGCUUUUCAUUGUACCAUCACGAGGAGGAACUUUACCCUAGAUCAGAUGGUCACUGAUGCAUUGCUAUCUAUGUACUGCAAGUUGGGACUUAUAAGACCAGCAGAGAAGCUCUUUCAUAGGAUAAACAAACAGAAUAAAGAGUCUUUGAACUCCAUGGUCUGUGGUUAUGCCAAGGUGGGAAGGGAAGACAAGUGCAUGGAACUUUUCAGAGAGAUGCAAAACCUGGGCUUCAAACCAGAUCCCAAUACCUUGGUGUCUGUUAUCUCUGCGUGUUCCCAAAUGGGAGCAACUGCCACCUUUUGCCGCUCCCUCCACUGUUAUAGUAUCAAGAAUUUCAUGGAAGACGGUAACUCGGUUGUCAAUUCGCUAAUCGACAUGUAUGGAAAGGACGGUGAGUUGGCCACUGCGGAGUGCAUUUUUCGUGGGGCUCAUAAAGAUGUUGUCUCAUGGAACACAAUGAUCGGAGUAUACUGUCACCGAACGUGUUUUGUGGAGGCAAUUGCAUUGUUUGAGGAAAUGAUACAGCAAAAUGUUAACCCUAACUCCGCCACAUUUGCAACUGUGCUCUCUGCUUGCUCUCAUCUUGCUGACCUUCAGAAAGGGGAAAAGGUUCACUGUUUGAUUAGGACCUGCGAGCAAAAUGUAUCUGUUGCUACUGCAUUAGUCGACAUGUAUGCCAAAUGCGGUAGACUGGACAAAUCAAGAGAAAUAUUCAACUCUAUGAAAGUCAAAGAUUCCAUUUCAUGGAAUGCUAUGAUCUCGGCGUAUGCAAUGCAUGGAGAUGCUAGAUCUGCAAUUGAGAUAUUCGAGCAAAUGGAGGAGCAGUCCAUAAUCAAGCCAAAUUCUCUAACGUUCCUGUCUCUCCUUUCAGCUUGUGCACACUCGGGCCUUGUUGAGGAAGGGAAGCAUCUAUUUGGGAAAAUGAAACAGCAUUCUGUGAGGUCAAAUCUUAAGCACUAUGCUUGCCUUGUGGAUCUUAUUGGAAGAUCAGGCAGUUUACUUGAGGCUGAAGAGUUAGUUUUGUCAAUGCCCAUUUGUCCCGAUGGUGGCGUCUGGGGUGCUUUGUUAGGCGCUUGUAAGAUUCAUGCCGACAUCAUGACAGGGAUAAGGAUAGCAAAGCAAGCGAUUAAGACAGAUCCAAAAAACGAUGGAUACUAUGUACUAUUGUCUGAUAUGUAUAGCUCCAUUGGAAAGUGGAAGGAGGCGGAACAAGCAAGAGAGAUGAUGAAGGAACAGGGUAUAGAGAAGACUACUGGAUGGAGUUUUGUCUAAACUUUUUGACCAAGAAAGAAGGCCUACUGCAAAAGUUGGCUUGAAUUACAAUUAUCUACUGCAUAGGGUUCCUGAAGCACUUUUCUUCUACACAGUUACAAGAUGGAUGAGGAAAAAGAAUGGCCUAAGAAGAAACAUGGACUAAUUAUCUGAGCUAAAUAUAAGUACUUCGACAAG
This is a messenger RNA of Linum trigynum, 3142 nucleotides long. The record is from the annotation of a GenBank genome assembly. Lineage: Eukaryota; Viridiplantae; Streptophyta; Magnoliopsida; Malpighiales; Linaceae.